Molecule: messenger RNA, 1418 nt
Organism: Erinaceus europaeus (western European hedgehog)
Lineage: Eukaryota; Metazoa; Chordata; Mammalia; Eulipotyphla; Erinaceidae
Gene: SAXO2
Product: stabilizer of axonemal microtubules 2
Exons: 3
Coding region: 1-1320 (439 amino acids)
Biological process (GO): microtubule anchoring
Cellular component (GO): centriole; ciliary basal body; cytoskeleton
Molecular function (GO): microtubule binding
Source: RefSeq, a predicted model, not a curated record
AUGAGCUCUGGGGAGACACAGGAGCAGGUGCAGUCCGGAGGGGCAUCCUGCCUGGCCACCCUCCAGGAGGACAGCAUGUCCUCCCAUCUGAGUCAGUCUCGGGGGGUGGCAGAGAAAGAAAGGGUGAGGGAAAGCCCAGCGGCGAGGCCAUGCUCCAGUGUCUGUUUCAGGUCGGAUUUCCGCCCUCACGAGGUGGUCAGACGCCGCCGCAGGGACGCGGAGCAGUAUCAGCCGCCAGGGGGCGCCGUGGAGCAGGGCACCACCUACAGGCGGGACUUCAACCCGCACCCGGUGCAGCCCGUGGCGCGUGCCCGGCCCCCGCACAGAAGCCGCGUGCAGGAGGGGAAGGUGGACACCGUGCCCACCUACCGAGCCGAGUACAGAGCCUGGGCCCCGCAGAGACGAGAGCUGUGCAGACCCCAGCAGGCCUACACUCCGCCCAAAGGGAGUUUCAGCAACCGGACCACAUGCCAGGACGACUUCCCUCCUCACCGGGCCCCGGCCCCGAGGGGGCGCGGCUGCAGACCCCGCUCCGCCGCCCCAAGGCCUACGGAGCCCUUCCAGGGGGACACGAGCCACCGGCUGGACUACGUGGCCCUCCAGCCGCAGCCCCGGCCGACCAGGCCCCGGGAGGCCUACAGACCCAGCAGCCAGCCCCUGCAGGGCCUCACCACCCACCGUGGCGACUUCCGGGGGCUCCCGGGCACACCGCCCCAGCCCUGCAGGCCCGCCCGAGCCAGGGUCAGCCCCGGCCGCUUCGCCAGCACCACCGAGUUCCAGGAGAGCUUCCCACCCUGGGAGGUGUCUGCGCCCCGGCCCAGGAAGGCAGUGGAGUACAUGCCUCCCAAGGGGACCAUGGAGGCCGCCAGCACCAGCCGCCGGGACUUCGUGCCCCUCCGGGUUCCCCGCGCCGUGCCCAUCAGGCCUGCUGUGCAGAGGAGCAGCCACCAGCCUUUCCAGGCUCGGAGCACCACCCAGGAGGAUUUCCCAGCCUGGGAGGGCUGCCGGCCCACACCAAUGAGGAGGCAGCCCCAGAUGCUGCUGCCCAAAGUCAAGUUUGAGGGGCUGAGUACCUCCCGAUGCCACUUCGUGCCGCACAUCCUGGCUCCCGGCCCUAGGAGCUGCAGGCCGAUGCCCGCGCCCCUCCGGAACCCAGGCCCCUUCCCCCAGGGCACCACGUACGCCCUGCACUUCACGCCCAAGCGCCUCCAGGCUUGCCCUGCCGCCCACCCGGAGCCCCCGGGCUACAUCUUCCAGACAACCGACCCCCGGGGCCACCGGCUCUUCCUUCCAGUGGUGCCCGCGGCCGAAGCCUGCUGACCAGCUGCCCGCGGCCCAGAGCGGAGCCUGAAAUUCCAGCUCAGGGAGACCCCACAGCUUGUCCUCAGAAAUCAGCCUCCUCCCGUGACUGCGUAAGC